This is a messenger RNA of Dipodomys spectabilis (banner-tailed kangaroo rat), 3872 nucleotides long. It is a transcript of the gene Ercc6l, whose product is annotated as ERCC excision repair 6 like, spindle assembly checkpoint helicase. The record is from RefSeq and is a predicted model, not a curated record. The transcript has 2 exons. Gene Ontology annotation, molecular function: protein binding; DNA translocase activity; ATP-dependent chromatin remodeler activity. Bases 75 to 3806 code for a protein of 1243 amino acids. Lineage: Eukaryota; Metazoa; Chordata; Mammalia; Rodentia; Heteromyidae.
AGAGAACAGAGCAUGCGUCGGAUGUUAACGAGCGAAAUUCAAGCUACAGCUCUGAUUCCUGAAAACCAAGCUUGAUGAUGGAGGCGUCCACAAGUUCGGCGGAAAUCCAGAAUUUAAGCUCAAUACAGGCUGCCCAUUAUCUGAGAUAUGUGAAAGAGGCCAAAGAAGCAGCUAAGAAUGGAGAUUUGGAAGAAGCGCUUAAACUUUUCAAUUUGGCAAAGGACAUUUUUCCCAAUGAAAAAGUGAUGAGUAGAAUCCAAAAACUACAGGAGGCCUUGGAGGAAUUGGCAGAAGAAGAAAAUGAUGAAUUUACAGAUGUAUGCAACUCUGGCCUGCUGCUUUACCGAGAACUAUACAACCAGCUCUUUGAGUAUCAGAAGGAAGGCGUUGCUUUCCUCUACAGCCUCUAUAGGGAUGGGAAAAAAGGGGGCAUUUUGGCAGAUGAUAUGGGAUUAGGGAAAACUGUUCAAAUCAUUGCUUUCCUUUCUGGUAUGUUUGAUGCUUCUUUUGUGAAGCAUGUGCUGUUGAUCAUGCCAACCAGUCUCAUCAACACAUGGAUCAAAGAGUUUGCCAGGUGGACUCCAGGAAUGAGAGUGAAGACUUUUCACGGCCCUAGCAAGGAUGAACGUACCAGAAACCUCAGGCGGAUUCAACAAAGGAAUGGCAUCGUUAUCACGACAUACCAAAUGUUAAUCAAUAACUGGCAGCACCUUGCAAGCUUUAAUGGUGGAGAGUUUGUGUGGGACUAUGUGAUCCUUGAUGAAGCUCAUAAAAUAAAAAGCUCAUCUACCAAGACAGCAAUCUGUGCUCGUAUUGUCCCUGCAAAGUAUCGCCUUCUCCUUACAGGAACUCCAAUCCAGAAUAAUUUGCAAGAACUAUGGUCUCUGUUUGACUUUGCUUGCCAAGGGUCCUUGUUAGGAACAUUAAAAACUUUUAAAAUAGAGUAUGAAAAUCCUAUUGUGCGUGCAAGAGAGAAGGAUGCCACCCCAGGGGAAAAAGCCUUGGGAUUUAAGAUCUCUGAAAACUUAAUGGCAAUCAUAAAACCCUAUUUUCUCAGGAGAACUAAAGAAGAAGUACAGAAGAAAAAGCCAAGUGGCCCAGAGGUGAGACCCAAUGAAAAUACUCCAGGUGUCGAUCCCAUUUGUGAAAUGCCUUCCCUUUCCAGGAAAAAUGAUUUAAUCGUUUGGAUACGUCUGGUACCUCUACAAGAAGAAAUUUAUAGGAAAUUCACAUCUCUAGAUCAUAUCAAGGAGUUAUUAAUGGAGACUCGCUCACCUUUGGCUGAACUAGGUGUCUUAAAGAAGUUGUGUGAUCAUCCUCGGCUGCUGUCUGCACGGGUUUGUGGUUUGCUGAAUCUGGAGAAUAUCAGACUCUCUGCUCAAGAUGUAAAUGAAGAAGAUCCCUCAGAAGUGCACAACAUUGAUCACAUAACUGAUGAAACACUGAUGAAUGAAUCUGGAAAAAUGAUAUUCUUGAUGGACCUGCUAAACAGACUUCGAGAUGAGGGGCAUCAGACUCUGGUGUUUUCCCAGUCGAGACAAAUUCUAAACAUCAUUGAACGCCUUUUAAAGAGUAAGUACUUUAAGGUGUUACGAAUUGAUGGCACAGUUACUCAUCUCUGGGAACGAGAAAAACGAAUUCAGUUAUUCCAGCAAAAUAAAGAGUACUCUGUUUUCCUGCUUACCACUCUCGUAGGUGGUGUUGGCCUGACAUUAACCGCAGCCACUAGAGUGGUCAUUUUUGACCCUAGCUGGAACCCUGCAACUGAUGCUCAAGCUGUAGAUAGAGUAUACCGAAUUGGACAGAAAGAAAACGUAGUGAUUUAUAGGCUAAUCACUUGUGGGACUGUAGAAGAAAAAAUAUAUAGACGACAGGUUUUCAAGGACUCAUUAAUCAGGCAGACAACUGGUGAUAAGAAGAAUCCAUUCCGCUAUUUUACCAAACAAGAAUUAAGAGAGCUCUUUACAAUUGAGGAUCUUCAAAACUCUGCAACCCAGCUGCAGCUUCAGUCUUUGCAUGCUGCUCAGAGGAGAUCUGAUGAGAAACUAGACGAACACAUUGCCUACCUGCACUCUCUGGGCAUUGCUGGAAUCUCAGACCAUGACUUGAUGUACACACGUGAUCUAUCUGUUAAAGAAGAGCUUGAUGUGAUAGAAGACUCUCAGUAUAUUCAACAGAGAGUUCAGAAAGCUCAAUUCCUUGUUGAAUUUGAGUCUCAAAAUACCAUGGGAAAACAAAGAACUGAAAAUGAGGAAGCCUGGCAGAGAGCAUCUAUAUUAGCUUCUCAAACAAAGAAGAGAGGCCCUGGAUUGAACAAACCACAGCAUCAGCCUUCACCUUUUAGAACUACUCAUUAUACUCAGGAAGAUGACAUUAGUUCUCAGAUGGCAAACAUAAGCCUUGAUGAUCAGUCCCAAGAGAGUGAGCCACAAGAUCUUUCCAAUGUUGCAGUGAACGUUACCAUGAUGCAAGAUGGCAGUCACCCAUAUGAAAAUAAAUUUGAUGCUGACUCUGCAUCUACUUUACCCACGGGGGUUGGAAGUGCAGAAAGAAUGUGGACUGAAUCUUCACUUGGAACAGCAGAAGUCUGUGCCAUUGAAGAUGAGGCUGUGCGGAAGGAGGCAUUACAAGAGAGGCCCAGGCAACCAGCACUGCAAGAGAGCCCCCUGGGAAGUUUACUUAGUCAAUCAGUCAGAGCAGAAGCCGAGCCUGGGCCAAUUCUAGAUCUACAGGAUAGUGAGGUUUUACAUAGCUGCAGUUCGUGGCCAAUUAAUCCCAUGACAAAGGAAAAUAAAAGUCAAGAAUCAAAUACAUCCAUUAUUAAAAUAUCUGAUGACAGCUUGUCAGCAUCUCAUAGCACACUGCAGGUUGCUCAAGUAAAUGGGGCCAACACAAAAGAAAAAUCUUUAUCAUCUUCACCACAAUAUGCAUGUGAUUUCAAUCUCUUCCUGGAAGACUCUGCAGACAAUAGACAAAAUCUCUCCAAUCAGUCUUUGGAGCAUGUUGGGAAAGAAGAGGGCCCAUGUGGUUCUGCAGUUAAUUCCAGAGCAGAGUCAGUGCAUCAUUCCAGUUUAAGUUCUGGGAAAGAUGAAGCAGAAGAAGUAGUUAUUAAUGUUAAAACCAGAAGCAAAGCUAGAAGGAUCAUUUCAGAUGAUGAAGAUGAAGAUGAUCCCUUUAAAAGUACUUCAAGCACAAGUCCAUUCAGCACAUCUCCCUUUGAAUUCACAUCUGUGAAACAAUUUGAUGCUUCAACUCCCAAACAUGAUACCAGUCAAUCUGGAAGGCUCUUUUCACCUAAAAUGCCUGACAGUGGAAAUAAAUCCACAACCUCUAGAAGAUCUUUGGCUUCUAGGAGGUCUCUGAUUAAUGUAGUUUUAGACCAUGUAGAGGAUAUGGAAGAAGAACUUGGCAACCACCAUGAAGCAGAGGAUGCUGCUGAUGAUCCCCAAGGAGAAACUAGCAGUGAUGAGUGCACAGAAGAGGACCUUCCUAGUGAAACACUGCCUUCCAAAGACAAGUCCAGCGAGCUAAAGAUGUCUGAGCCUAGUUCUCCUGUUCUGCAGACCUCUUCUGGUGCUACUCCUGAGCCUCUGUCUGGUGAACCUUUAGUUGCUUCACCCCAGGAGAAGUCAGUGGAGGCUACUGAUGACUAUGAGACUCUUGUGGCUCGUGGAAAAGAACUGAAAGAAUGCGGAAAAAUACAGGAGGCUCUAAACUGCUUUGUUAAGGCGCUUGACAUAAAAAGUGCCGAUCCUGAAGUCAUGCUUAUGACUUUAAGUUUGUAUAAGCAACUUAGCAACAGUUGAGAAAUUUAUAACUUGUUCACUUCAUUUUAAGAUGAAACUGAAUAUAAAGUGUUUUGUUUUCUUUUC